Molecule: messenger RNA, 5064 nt
Organism: Rhineura floridana
Lineage: Eukaryota; Metazoa; Chordata; Lepidosauria; Squamata; Rhineuridae
Gene: DPY19L3
Product: dpy-19 like C-mannosyltransferase 3
Exons: 19
Coding region: 415-2565 (716 amino acids)
Cellular component (GO): nuclear inner membrane
Molecular function (GO): mannosyltransferase activity
Source: RefSeq, a predicted model, not a curated record
GUGGGGGCGGCGGUGGGGGCUGCCGCCGGCCUAGGCCAGCUCGGAAGAACACGAAUGCUCGCCUUCACCUCUCCUUCCCCCCUCCCCAUUCUCGUGUCUCCACUAAAAGCGCUCUCCCCCAUCCCCGUUAUCCCUGCCUGCCCCUGACACCCAGCGCACCUCGGGGUGACCUCUUUCACCCUGGGGCUUUUUCUAAGCUCUUUAUCCCUAUUGCACAAGCAGCCAACACACUGCCCGCCCCCAAACCAUUCAAUAAUAUACUAUUGGCAGAGCUUUUGUGUGUGAGAGAGACAGUACUUACCAGUAAGGAGUACCUGCACCUCUUUUUUUGCUGCCCAUGCCAGCCAUUUUGUGCUGGCACCCACAAUAUCAAGGAACCAGCAUAAAGUAUAAUGUGCGAAUAUUACUGACAUCAUGACAGCUGUUAGACAGAGGAAGGGAAUAAAAGCUACAGAAGUUCCAGAAGAGUGCCUGUUCCAUGAGAAGAAUUGGAAACGUAAUGGGAAAAUUCUAGCUGGUGGAAAACUGUGGAAGAAACUUUCACUCAUCAUUGGUGGAAUUAUUGGCAUAUCCCUAGGAAUUCUCACAUCUGUUUAUGUUGCUACACUACAUGAAAAUGAUUUAUGGUUUUCCAACAUCAAGGAGGUAGAGCGGGAGAUUUCAUUUAGGACAGAAUGUGGCCUGUAUUACUCUUAUUACAAGCAGAUGCUACAAGCCCCAUCCAUUCAACUAGGUUUACAUGGCUUGAUUUUUGACAAUAAAACUGAGUCCAUGAGGACAAUUAACAUACUUGAAAGAAUGAAUGUUUACCAAGAAGUAUUUCUCAGCAUUCUGUAUAGGGUUUCUCAUAUGAAGAAAUUUUUAGAACCUAUUUAUUUUUACAUCUACACGUUGUUUAGUCUUCAGGCAAUCUAUGUUGCUGCUCUCUAUGUAACCAGCUGGCUUCUCAGUGGAACUUGGCUUUCAGGUGUAUUGGCGGCCUUCUGGUACAUCACAAACAGAAUAGAUACCACCCGGGUGGAAUUCACCAUUCCAUUAAGAGAGAACUGGGCAUUGCCAUUCUUUGCUGUUCAGACAGCAGCAGUUACAUUCCUGUUCAGAUCUCAUUUACAGCCAACUCAUGAAAGGUUGACACUUCUGGCAGUAUUUAUUUCAACCUUCCUCUUCUGUUUGGCUUGGCAGUUUAAUCAGUUUAUAUUGUUGAUCCAGGCAUUGGUUUUGUUCACACUUGACUGUCUUGACUUGCUUCCUAGGGGAAAGGUGACCUGGAUCUACAUAAUACAAGUGGCUAGUUUGCUGCUUGUUUGCUUCCUUCAGUUCUUUAAUUCCAUGAUAGUAGGAUCAUUAUUUGUAAGCUUUAAUAUGUCCAUCUUGUUAGCAAGAAAACUUCAGAAUAACCUGAAAACUGGAGGCUUGUUCAGCAGACUUGGGAAGAUUUUCCUUCAUGUACUCUUAGUGCUCAGUUUGACAUUUCUUGUAAAUAAUUUUAUUAAGAAGGUUCUUAAUCUGGAGUCAGAUGAGCAUAUAUUUAAAUUUCUGAAAGCAAAGUUUGGAUUUGGAGCAACAAGAGAUUUUGAUGCUAAUCUGUACCUGUGUGAGGAAGCUUUUGGCCUCUUGCCUUUUAAUACUUUCACAAGACUUUCAGACACUUUAGUUUUCUAUGCCUACAUAUUUGUGCUCUUUAUAAUGGUCAUAACAGCUGCUGUGGUUGCUUUUCAAAAUCUCAGUGGUUCGGUGAACGUCAAAUCCACAGAUAAACUACAAAAGUGCAUAAUGCUGCUAAAACCAGGUGUUGCUUACAAUUUAGUACACACCAUUCUGUUUGGAUUGCUGGCUUUAAGCACAAUGAGGAUGAAAUAUCUUUGGACUUCCCAUAUAUGUGUGUUUGCAGCUUUUGGUUUGUGCAGUAGUGACUUGUGGGGGCUGAUCUUGAGAUUUGUCCAUCUUUACACACCACAAAGGGUAUCUGUGAUAAGAUAUUUAACACCAAUACUCAUAUUACUGUAUCUUUGUUACAAGUUCUGGCCUGGAGUGAUGGCUGAGCUGUCAGAGCUGAGGGAAUUCUAUGACCCAGACACAGUGGAGCUGAUGAAUUGGAUUAAGUCUAACACCCCAAAGAAAGCAGUGAUUGCUGGAAGCAUGCAACUCUUAGCAGGUGUCAAGCUAUGCACAGGAAGGAUUUUAACAAAUCACCCCCACUAUGAGGACAAGAGCCUGAGAGAAAGGACAAAACAGGUAUAUCAGAUGUAUGCAAAAAGAUCGCCUGAAGAAGUCCAUAGGAUCCUCAGAUCUUUCGGCACUGACUUUGUGAUCCUAGAGGACAGUAUUUGUUAUGAAAGAAGACACACCAGAGGCUGCCGGUUGCGUGAUCUUCUUGACAUAGCAAAUGGCCAUACUAUGGAUGGUCCUGGGGAAAAUGAUCCUGAUUUAAAACAAUCGCCAUAUCCUCGCUUCUGUGAGGAAAUCAAACGAAACCUACCUUCAUAUACGAUGUAUUUUGCUAAAGUAUUUCAGAACAAAACAUUCCAUGUUUACAAGCUUGCUAAACAUAAAAAGACUACAUAGCUUUGCUGUGACCACAGUAACUAACGCUAAGAGAGUUUACAAAAAUAGUUCCAUUUUUUAAAAACAAAAUCAUUGUACACUGGUCUAAGUGUUUACUUUCUCAUUACUGUGACAAUUCAAUUCAAGGAGGGUUUGUUUUGAUAAUGUUUUUGUGAAUCCAGAAAUCUGGAUAACAUGAGGCUUGUUCAGAAAGGGUUCUGGUGUGGAUGCUGUACAGGUGGUCCAGUGCAAGCUCUACAAUGUCAUGUGUGAGUGAUUCUUGUAUGAAAUAUGAUAGUACUCACGCCAUAAAAAGAUGUUUGUCAUACAGAGAAGGGCAGGUGAGCCCACAACUUAUUCCCAUACCCACUGCAUGCAGAGUGUACCCACCAGGAACCUACAUGGACCAGCUGUAAUAUAUUUCCAUCAACUGCUAAAUCUAGGGAAGUCUGCUCAGGGUUCUAGCUUACUAAUGUUGUCCUGUGAUACCAUUAGGGUGUUUGUGCUUUUUCCGUUCUGCUCUUUUCCUUAGGAUGCUAGGGAAUGCAAAUCCAAUCCAAUAUUUACUUGGAAGAAGGUCCUACUGAUUUUUCAUGGUGCCUUUUCCAUGUUUGCUUAGCAUCACAUCUCAGCCCAUAUCUUACAACCCAGAGCUUUGCUGCCAAAGUGCAUAGUAUAUGCUGGUGACCUUUUCAUUUUUUUAAUAUUAGGACCCAGGUGUCAGCUAUAUAAUAGCCACCAGCAAUGUAAUGUUUUUGGUAACCUCCCCUUCGCACACAACCAGCUCUCCCUGCUUCUCUCUCAGCACAGCACAGCUAUAAGGACACCUGGCAUUUGCUGACAAAGAAGGAGCUGCCAAUACCCUAGCAGCUGUUUUGUAGCUAAGGUCAAAGUUGCACAAGAAUAUCCCUGUGUACAGUUUUGCUUUUAGCAAGGACUCAAAAGUGAGGGUUCUCUUGGCAGGGAUGGCCAUGUGUUGUCCACACCAUUGCCCAACCAACACCAGAUCUUUACUAUUUUCUGCAGGUUGAUCUGCCUCAAGCAAGCAAAGCUCUCAGUCUUGUAUGGGUAUUGUUGCUGAAGAUCAUAGUCUAGCUAAGGGCUUGCAUCCCGUUUGAGCAGCCCCCCCUUCAUUGUAUACUACUUUUCAAACUCUCAUUACUUUCAAACACUUGUUGCUCAAUAUUUCAUUUGCAACAGUUAAUCGUUCUUUGUUUUACCUGUGGUUCCACAUUUGGUGACUGAUUUGUCUGUGUGAUUUCAAGACUGAAGAAUGGAGCAUGUUGGGUUUCUUUGUUUUUGUUUUGACAAUGCAUCCUGUUGUGGUGUCCUGUAUUUCAGAUUUUAAAGAAGCUUUUACAAACAAAGCAAAAUGCCCCCACUCUCCUCCUACAUGUCACAAUGUUCAGUUCCUGUGCUGUCUUUUCAAGUAGGCAUACCAAACCCAAUCUAAAUACUGUCAUAAGGAUCACUGUUAAAAGAGGUAGGAUAUUUUGUUGUUUUAAGGGAGAAUUGUAACUAGUACAUACAUGAACUCUUCUUGCCAGAAGACCAGCCCCCCCCCUCCCGCCUCUUCUCUCCUUACUUGGACUAAACUAAACCCAUGAAUCAUGUACAUUAUUUGAAGCAAGUAGAUUUCACAUUUUUGAACUUUUAUGAAGACUGCCAACUUUUUAAUGCUGUUUAAUGCUUUUUUUUAACAAAAAAAAGUCACUGUGAUGAUGUUUUUAAUGCUAAUUUUAACAUUUUUAUAUGAGAGUUAUGGCAGGGUUGGUUUGGAAGUAGAACUUUUCCAGUCAUUAACAAGUCACCCAGCAGCUGUAGGCAUGAUCUCUAUUCACUCCUUCUGCUCAAGUCUCAUUGAAAUAAAUGGGAGAUUGACAAGAACACAAUCCAUCUCUUACUAACUUACAGUAAGUAGGGCUUUCCCAAGUGUAAUGUACAAUGUUCACUUCUGGUGUCAAAUCUGAUGGUAAUCAAGUGCCUCUGGAAAACCAUCAAAACAUCAAUAGGAACAUAUUUGGCCUACUCAAAUAGUUCAUGUAAGAAAAUUGCUACAAUUAAUUUCUAACGAUAAGAAACUUACAGUGCUUCGGCUAGCUUCCCCCACAUUUAAUUAAAUCAAGAUGUGUAAUGAGAUUAAAGUUCCCCAACUGAGCUAUGUUCCAUUUCUCAAUGAUUUAAACACUUUUCCCUCUGCAGUUGUUCCUUGGUAAAUUACUGCAGGGCUAGAUAUGGUUCUGUCACCAUCACACAAAAAUAAUUUUAUAUUUAGGCAAGUAUUCAUUAAGUAACAUGCAGGGUCUUUCAGUGCUUUCAUACUGCCACCAUAAGAAAAGCAGACUUUAAUCAGCUCAUGCUUAAAUCAAACCUGGAGGUGAGCCACUUUGGGGGUUUUUUAAGCAAAGAAGCAAAGCCGCCUGAAUAAUUUCUACUCUGUUUCCCUUAAUGAGGUUGGAGCCCACUGCUGUUUCAGCAUAAUACAAUAAUAAAACAUUCUAAUAAGUAGUAAAACUUUAA